Microplitis demolitor is the source of this 477-nucleotide messenger RNA. RefSeq names its product histone H3. Gene Ontology annotation, cellular component: nucleosome. Gene Ontology annotation, molecular function: structural constituent of chromatin; protein heterodimerization activity; DNA binding. The record is from RefSeq and is a predicted model, not a curated record. The transcript has a single exon. Lineage: Eukaryota; Metazoa; Arthropoda; Insecta; Hymenoptera; Braconidae. Bases 4 to 414 code for a protein of 136 amino acids.
GCCAUGGCUCGUACUAAGCAAACUGCCCGUAAGUCAACUGGUGGAAAAGCUCCACGCAAACAACUGGCUACGAAAGCCGCUCGUAAGAGCGCGCCAGCAACCGGAGGAGUCAAAAAACCUCACCGUUACCGUCCUGGGACUGUUGCUCUCCGAGAAAUCCGUCGUUACCAGAAGAGCACAGAGUUGCUUAUUCGUAAAUUACCAUUUCAACGACUGGUUCGUGAAAUCGCUCAAGACUUCAAGACUGAUCUGAGAUUCCAGAGCUCAGCUGUUAUGGCUCUGCAAGAAGCUAGCGAAGCUUACCUCGUUGGUCUUUUUGAGGACACCAACCUCUGUGCCAUCCACGCCAAGCGUGUCACCAUCAUGCCUAAGGACAUUCAAUUGGCUCGUCGUAUUCGAGGAGAACGUGCUUAAAUUAUUUUAACAUCGAAAACCAUUAAACCAAACGGCCCUUUUCAGGGCCACCAAAUUUUUUAU